This is a messenger RNA of Elgaria multicarinata webbii, 2137 nucleotides long. It is a transcript of the gene ZC3HC1, whose product is annotated as zinc finger C3HC-type containing 1. The coding region runs from base 2 to 1507 and encodes 501 amino acids. Gene Ontology annotation, molecular function: zinc ion binding. The record is from RefSeq and is a predicted model, not a curated record. Gene Ontology annotation, cellular component: nucleus. NCBI's taxonomy places the organism in Eukaryota, Metazoa, Chordata, Lepidosauria, Squamata, Anguidae. The transcript has 10 exons.
GAUGGCGGCGCCCAGCCCUGCGGUGGCCGUUCCUGCCGCGGAGAACGAGGAGGGCGAUUCGGGGGGCAAAGCCAAGUCCCCGGCCAUCACCCCACAGAAAAUCCGGGAGCUGAUAGAUGGGGGGAUCGCCCCGGAGGAGGGCAGCGUGGAAGGGAAGGAUUCCUCUGCCUUAUACGAAGUAGCAAAUGGGUCUCCCCAGACUGAUGAGCUGCCUUUCGAAGCCACCAGCAAAGAAGCCUACUUCAGUCGAGUGGAAACAUUUACCUCCCUCAAGUGGGCAGGCAAACCCCACGAGUUGUCCCCCCUGAUCUGCGCCAAGUACGGCUGGAGCAACGUCGAGUGCGACAUGUUGAAGUGCGCCAGCUGCCAGGCCUACCUCUGCGCCAGCCUGCACCUGGCUUUCGACUUCAGCAAAUACAAGGAGAGGUGCUUGGAGCUGAGGACAGCGCUGUCGGCUGCUCACGAGAAGUUUUGCUUCUGGCCAGACAGUCCGUGCCCAGAUCGCUUUUCCGUCUUGCUGGUCGAUGAGCCCCUGGCCCUUUUCAGCGACUUCCUGGAGCGCUUCCAAAGCCUGUGCCUGCUGGAGCUUCAGCUGCCUUCGCUGAAACCAGAAGACCUCAAAAGCAUGUCCUUGACGGAAGAGAAGAUCAGCCUCCUCCUGCAGCUGAUUGAAGAGGGCGACUGCAAAACCGAGGGCGAGGGAACGCCCAUCAAGCGGCCUUCGGACCUUCUUCAGGUCCACAUCACUGCUUGCAUCCUGGCCCUCUGCGGCUGGACUGCCAGCCCUUCUGCCGGAUCCGUCCAUCUCCCCCUGAUCGCCUGUUGCCGCUGCAUGAGGAAGGUGGGGCUGUGGGCCUUUCAGCAGAUGGAGUCUGCCAUGCCGGAAACAGAGUCCCCCCUGGCCCUGACCGGCACUUCCAUCACACCUGUAGACGGGCGCCCCGACAAAGUCCCCGCGGUGCCCACGUCUCCACGCCGGAUGAUCACCCGAAGCCAAGACACCAGCUUCCCCCUGGGGGCUGAGCAGCCCGAGAAGAGCCCGUCCCCCGUGAUUGGCCGCGUGCGGAGCUUUGACAGCUCCAGUUCUGGGGAGCGCCCCGACGCUGAGGCCGCCAGCCCCCUCACCCGGAGCCGUCCCGUGACCCGCAGCAUGGGGCAAGGCGACGUCGGCGGCCUGGGGGCGGAGGUGCCCUCCAGCCCUCACCGGAGGGCCAAGCGCGCCCGGCUCUGCUCUUCCAGCAGCUCGGACUCGUCCGCCCGGAGUCUUUUCGACCCCCUCUCCCAGCACCGCGACUGGUGUCCCUGGGUCAACGCGGCCAAGGAGACGGUGGCCGGAGAAGGCCACGUGGAGGGGACGGCGGAUCUCGGCUGGCAGGUGGUCCUGAAGACUCUCCAGGCUUCCAGGUCUUCGGAUCGGCCGGCGGAGGCGGAGUCCGAGAAUCUCUCGGUGAAAUCCCGUAAGGUGUUCCGGAUUUUCCGGCAGUGGGAAACUACCUGUUCCUCCUGAGGGCUGUGGCCUUUGACGGCAUCGGGGAAAUGCGAAGAGCGAUCGAUGGGUCUUACCUCUUUCUAUUGAUGAAUAAGAGAGAGAGAGAAAGAGACUUUUUAUUUGCGUUGGGGCCACGUCUGCCCUGGGGAAAAAACUGCCUUUGCUCCAAAAGUGGGAACAGGAGCAAUAUUUGAGGACAGUGCCACUAUCACAAGCAAGGCGGUGUGUAAACAGCAGCCAGUGACGGCUCUUUCCAUUCCUUUUGGGUGAUGUACCUGAGCUUUUCACGACGGCUUUCCUUUGGAAUGGCCUGGAUGACUCAGCUGAGUGGCCGCGGGCCGUACUAUGUCCUUGCUUUAACAGCGUUGCAUCUACCUGCAAGAAAAGACGGGAGACGCCAGCAAACGCCUCAUGUUGCAUAUUUGAGUACGUCUUUGCUACUAAAAUUAAAUUGGUUCUGCGGUUGCAGCUCUCUUCCUCCUCCCCUGCUGCAAGGCAUGUUGGGCACCGUAAAUCUGUCAGGGGCCUAUGGGUACCUGGCAGGCCAUUCUCGGCACCUGUACAUGCAGCUCCCAUCAUUCUGGGGUGGGGAGGUACCCUUGGGGAGCUGUGACAUCUAAACGAAUAAAACCAAUUUUAAGUUUGUAA